CCCAACCUUUGUCCUGACCGUUUGUUGCUCUACCUUGUCGGGAAUCGCGACCAAGCAGCGGCCACCGCGGGCCGCGGUAGUGUCUCGUCGCCCUCACAGAACACCGUCUCGCCGCCGCCGAAGCCCCUCCUUGCUCCCGUUCUCCGCGCGCCAGAUCGACACAUUCCUCGAUCUCAGCCACCGCCAGCGCCGGCUCCGCGGUGCCCAAUUCCUCAAACCCUAGAGCCAAAUCCCCCAUUUGGCCGCGCCUAACAGAGCCGGAUUUACUCGGCGCUGGCUGGUGCGAGCGGCGAAUCGAGUCCCCUCCCGUGCACUGCUCCACAUGUCGCACCGCGUGUACGCAUGAACUCGUCCAUGGACGAGAUCAACCUGCUACGGCAGCACCAGCGACACCAGCAGCACCACCUGUCGGUGCGCGGCAUCGGUGAGGAGAUCGACCUCGAGAUCGACCAGUGUGAAGAUCCCACUUUCUCGGGCGCCGCACUCGAGGGCGUGACCUCCCAUCACCCUCAAGACCCCGUCGUCCCUGCCGAUGACCACAAGAGCUUCCUCAUCCCGUGCUCGCAGCCUGGCGCAGUGGACGGCCAACCGCAGCCCACGCCACCGCAAGCAGAGGAACGGGCAGGGAUGCUGAGGCUGUCGGCGCAUACCAAGAAGAAGAAGAAGGUGGUCAAGAAAUGGCGGGAUGAGUGGGCGGACACAUACAAGUGGGCCUAUGUGGCCGUGCACGACAACACCAGCAGAAUCUUCUGCACCGUUUGCAAGGAGUAUGGCCGCAAGCAUCGCCGGAACCCCUAUGGGAACGAGGGGAGCAGGAACAUGCAGAUGAGUGCGCUAGAGGAGCACAACAAUAGCUUGCUGCAUAAGGAGGCGCUCCGACUGCAGUCAGCCUCCAAGGAGAAGGUGCAAACUCCUGAGAUAGAGAGGCCGGUUUGUGUCAAAGCUUUGUCGAAAACAGCAGCUUCAAUACUUGAAUCUCUCUUCAAGAAGGACCCUCAUGAAGCUGAAUUUAUACAGUCUAUACAGGAGGUGGUUCAUUCUAUAGAACCAGUUUUGGUGAAGAACUCACAAUAUGUUCAGAUAUUGGAGCGUUUAUUAGAACCUGAGAGAUGUUUUAUCUUCAGAGUGCCAUGGGUUGAUGACAGAGGUGAAGCUCAUGUCAAUCGAGGUUUCCGUGUGCAGUUCAGUCAGGCUUUAGGUCCAUGCAGAGGUGGUCUCCGUUUCCACCCGUCCAUGAACUUAAGUGUGGCAAAGUUUCUAGCUUUUGAGCAGACUCUGAAGAAUGCUCUGUCACUAUAUAAACUUGGAGGUGCUGCUGGAGGGAGCGAUUUUGAUCCAAAGGGUAAAAGUGAAAUUGAGGUAUUCGUGUUGUAUUUUAUUUCCUCUGGGCAACAAUAUUUACUGCAUGUAAAUAUGGAUAUUUUUCCAUGCCAGGUAAUGCGCUUUUGUCAAAGUUUCAUGGAUGAGCUGUAUAGAUACUUGGGCCCUGAUCAGGAUUUUCCUGCUGAAGAUGUUGGUGUUGGUCCAAGGGAAAUGGGUUUCCUUUUUGGGCAGUACAGACGCCUUUCUGGUCAUUUUCAGGGAAAUUUUACAGGGCCUAAGAUCUUCUGGUCUGGUUCUAGUUUUAGAACAGAAGCUACUGGAUACGGACUGGUAUUUUUUGCACGUGUUGUACUUGCUGAUAUGAAUAAGGAGCUCAAAGGAUUAAGAUGUGCGAUAAGUGGUUCAGGAAAGAUAGCAAUGCAUGUCUUGGAAAAGCUUCUGUCGUGUGAAGCUAUUCCUGUUACAGUCUCAGAUUCAGAAGGCUAUCUAUUUGAUGGAGACGGGUUUGAUUAUGUGAAAUAUACACUUAUAAGGAAUAUUAAGGCACAACAAAGGAGCCUCAAGGAAUACUUGAAAACAUUUCCACGUGCCAAAUAUAUCAAUGAUGCUAAGCCAUGGGGUGAGCAGUGUGAUAUUGCAUUCCCUUGUGCAUCACAAAAUGAGAUUGACCAGGGGGAGGCUCUUUCAAUAAUUAGCUCUGGUUGCCGUGUUCUUAUAGAAUGUUCAAACAUGCCAUGCACUGGUCAAGCAGUUGAUAUCCUAAGAAAGGCAAAAGUCCAUGUUGCUCCAGCAAAGGCAACUGCUGCUGGUGGGGUAGCAGUCGGUGAACUUGAACUGAAUCCAGAGUUCAGCUUAAUGCAGUGGUCAGUAGAGGAUUUCGAGAACAAAAUACAGGAAGCAGUAAAGCAAACAUAUGACAGGUCGAUGAAAGCUGCUCAAGAAUAUGGAAUCCUGAAAGAGAACCCAGAGUUAGUUUCCUUGCGAUAUCUUGUCCAUUUGCCUACACCGGGCUUUUCACUCUGGAAGCUGAUCAAGUACUCUCUCUCCAGGUCUUUGGUGCAUGGUGCAAACAUAUCGGCCUUCCUGAACAUUGCACAAGCCAUGACUGAUCAAGGAUGUGUGUAGUUAAGCGUUUUUGUUCUGUCAAGAAGCAGAAUUUGACAUCCCUGCAGGCUGCAGCCAUGAUCUCUGGUUGUACUGUGGUUGCUGCAGCCAUUUGACGCUUAUUCGUAGCCUCCCUCACAGAUCACUGUUUUACGUUUAUUGGUAGCCUCCCUCACAGAUCAAUUUUAUGUUUAGGCCUUGUCAAAGCUUUCCUCUGGUAUGAAGGAAAAGCUUAGAUCUAUUUAGAGUAUAGAAGUGUUUCCUGUUGUAGAUCCCCCAUGUAUUUAUUCAUUACUGCCAACAUCAAUGCUUGAAGAAGGAAAUGUUCCUUUUUUGUGUGAA
Molecule: messenger RNA, 2769 nt
Organism: Triticum aestivum (bread wheat)
Lineage: Eukaryota; Viridiplantae; Streptophyta; Magnoliopsida; Poales; Poaceae
Product: NADP-specific glutamate dehydrogenase
Exons: 13
Coding region: 343-2448 (701 amino acids)
Cellular component (GO): cytosol
Molecular function (GO): L-glutamate dehydrogenase (NADP+) activity
Source: RefSeq, a predicted model, not a curated record